Molecule: messenger RNA, 409 nt
Organism: Racocetra fulgida
Lineage: Eukaryota; Fungi; Glomeromycota; Glomeromycetes; Diversisporales; Gigasporaceae
Source: the annotation of a GenBank genome assembly
AUGCCAAGUGUUAAUUUUAGUUUUGAUGCUUACAAUGACGAGCAAGUUCGAUUAAUGGAAGAAAUGUGUAUUUUGGUUGAUGAGAAUGAUAAGAAAAUUGGGGCUGAUACUAAGAAAAAUUGUGUCCGUCGUGCGGCUCAGAGAAAAUUGCAACAUGAAUUGGGUAUUAAACCCCAUCAGGUUCCCAUUGAUGAUUUUACAUUUUUAACUAGAAUCCAUUAUUUGGCUCCAUCUGAUGGUAUCUGGGGUGAACAUGAAACUGCAUUUAUUGACAGCAAAAGUUUACAUCUAGUUGAUUAUGUUCUUAUCAUCCGAGCUAACGUUGACAUUGAGAUAAAUCCAAAUGAAGUUAAAGCUGUCGAAUAUUUGUCUUUAGAAGAGUUGAGACUUAAAUUUGAAAACCCUGGCG